Messenger RNA from Cyprinus carpio (common carp), 1539 nucleotides. Its product is annotated as zinc finger protein AEBP2-like. Gene Ontology annotation, cellular component: ESC/E(Z) complex. The transcript has 8 exons. Gene Ontology annotation, biological process: regulation of transcription by RNA polymerase II. The record is from RefSeq and is a predicted model, not a curated record. NCBI's taxonomy places the organism in Eukaryota, Metazoa, Chordata, Actinopteri, Cypriniformes, Cyprinidae. The coding region runs from base 154 to 1539 and encodes 461 amino acids.
CCAUUCAUAAUAAGCGCCGACGUCACGCUCGCUCCUCCCCGCGCGUCCCCGAUCAGCCGCUCCACGAUCCGUCCGGUCGCUGAAAGUCUCCGCGUUUCACCCGUUUCCCGUCGCUUAAACCCGGCCAGACCGCGCGCACACGAGCGGAACCCGAUGGCUUCGACGACUUCCGACGGUUCCGAGCUAGAGUCGCCGAACCCGAGCGAACAAAACGGCGACGGGAGCGAGUCAGGCCUGCGCGCCGCCGAUCCGGAACCGGCCGUUAAGAUGGACGGAGCGGAGACGGACGAGAAGCCCAACGGACGCGAGUCUACAGAACAAAGCCCGGAGGAAGCCACGCGGGGAGACGGCGGCAACGACGAGGACGGCGAAACCGAAGAGAAAGAGCCGCAGAAGAGCCCCGGCAGCGCGGACGGGACGGCGGAGCGGAUGAAGAGAGAACAAAGGGAGGAGGAGAGCGCGCCCUCGCCGGCGGAGAAAAGCAGCAGCAGCAGCGGCGGCGGCGGAAUGAAGAGGCGCGCGAGUCUGGAGAUGAUGAGCUUAUCUUCGGACGGAGAGCCGCUCAGCCGCAUGGACUCGGAGGACAGUAUCAGCAGUACUCUCAUGGACAUGGAGAGCAUUGAUUCCAGCGGUCGUUCUACCCCAGCUAUGAUGAACGGGCACGGCGGGGCGUCUUCCUCCUCCACUAAGGGCUCAUCUUACCCCUGCUGCUGGGAUCAGUGCCACAUGCUGUUCAACAACAGCCCGGACCUGGCCGAACACAUCCGCGGAGUGCACGUGGACGGACAGCGCGGCGGGGUUUUCGUGUGUCUUUGGAAAGGCUGUAAGGUGUAUAACACACCGUCCACCAGUCAGAGCUGGCUGCAGAGACACAUGCUGUCACACAGUGGAGACAAACCAUUCAAGUGUGUGGUGGGAGGUUGCAAUGCCACCUUCGCCUCCCAGGGGGGGCUAGCUCGCCACGUACCGACCCACUUCAGCUCCCAGAAUUCCUCCAAACUCUCAAACCAAACCAAGGUUAAGGAAGAGUCGCCUUCCAAAGCAGGCAUCAACAAACGGAAGAAACUCAAGUACAAACGGCGGAGGUCAUUGCCACGACCUCACGACUUUUUUGACGCUCAGACCAUGGAUGCGAUCCGUCAUCGCGCCAUCUGCCUCAAUCUAGCGACUCAUAUUGAGAGCCAAGGCAAAGGCCACAGUGUUGUGUUUCACAGUACGGUGAUCGCCAGGCGGAAGGAGGAUUCUGGGAAAGUGAAGGUCCUGCUUCAUUGGAUGCCAGAGGACAUACUUCCAGACGCCUGGUCAGUGGGAGAGCGACCGUCCCACAAGCUGAAGGACCAAAGUGGUCACCUCUCCCAGCGUCCUCAGGACACGGCGGUUGUUCUGUUGGACCCAACAUCUACAGUCCGAGAGGAAGUGAGGUACAAGGGAAAGGUGGACCCCAUGUGGAAGCCAUUUCCUCGUUCCUGUGGCUGCCAUCGAGAGCCUCUGGCUUUGAUUCUUAUCCAGAACUGGAGCGUCAACCACAGUCUGAACUGA